AUGGAAAGGUCACUCUAUGAUGUUGUCCUUGGGAACAUCGACGGGGUGUUCUACCCUACUGGUUUCAAUCCGUCACAUGACCUGUUUGACGUGUCAAAACGGCACAAAGACUCGGCGACAGCAGAGGAGCCUGUUCGACACCAAGGCGUGUGCCCGGAUAGAGCUACUGUGAGUGCUGCGGCAAACCCUGCAACUGUGUCGACUGAGGCGACCAAGCAGGAGACGGAACCGUCUACUGAAGCAAAGGAUGAAGGUGCUACUGAAAGAGCUGGAGAAGGCCAGGAGGGCAGGAGACGAGUGUCCAUUCGGGCCAAUGGGCGUGUGAGUGAAGACAGUCUCGGUCGCCGUCGCAAGCGGCGCAAGCCCAGAAAGGAGGCGGAUAGCCACAGCCAAAGUGAGCCUGAGGGCAUUGACCGGAAAGGCGGAACUCCAUGUCGGGGUGGGCUCCGUUCUUACCAGCGACGCGUCCCUCGGGACCGUUCAGACACAAGGUCACGUAUUGAUGUUGAAAGCAUCCCCGAGUCACAUCGGUACGUCUGGGCUGAUGACACGUGCAAGUGUUCAUUGUACAUUGGGAACAUGUCAAGCCAGGUGACCAAGGAUCAAGUUCGUGCCCUGUCAGAUGCCAUCCGCAGCGUCCACUUUGUAAACAGGCACAGCGCAUUCCUGGAUUUUGAGAGCCCAGAAGUGGCUACUGCACAGCUGGAGCUCCUGCGCAGCAGGCAGCUCAAGGGCAAGACAGUGCAGGUGGAGCCUAGCAGCCCCUGGAGCAGUUCCACAUACAAGUCAGACCACCUGCUGUAUGUGCGAGGACUUCCUGAUGACAAAGGCAUGGAUACCCUUGGGCCGCUAUUUCCUGAUGCCUUGUUCAUUGAUCGCCGUGAAGGCAAAGUGCUGCUGAGAUUCAAGGACCAUGAAAGUGCCAUAAGUGCCAUCAAACAAGUUAUUGCUCAUUAUGGGACAGACUUCAAGUUCAGCUUUGCUGCUGUUCGUCCUAGAUGGAACCGCCGGUGUCCGCCCCGAACAGUGUGGCGCGAAGGGUAG
Molecule: messenger RNA, 1044 nt
Organism: Dermacentor andersoni
Lineage: Eukaryota; Metazoa; Arthropoda; Arachnida; Ixodida; Ixodidae
Molecular function (GO): RNA binding
Source: RefSeq, a predicted model, not a curated record